GGACCAGCCUGGGAGAAGAACCUCGCCAGGAACAUCCUUCAUCCACAGCAUCGUUUGGACCAGCUGAAUGAUGCUGGUACCCGGGCUGUAGCAUUCUUCCUCCUUCUCUACCCUCCCUUUCCUGAUGCUGAGAGCAUCCCCCUCCUGCUAAACCCAUCAGGAUGCCGGCCUCGGUAUUGUCCCUAUAGGGGGGCACUGGGGGGGCCUUGCCUCGCCUUGCUGUACCCCUUCUCAUCCCACCACCCCCUGUUUCUGAUUGUUGCUCAGAAGGGCAACAGACAAAAGCCAUGUCCGGUGGCAAAGAAGCAGGUGGGGUCCACCCUUACCAGUCGCAACAGAGCCAGCAACAUGCUCAGUAUGUGGGGCCCUAUCGGCUGGAGAAGACUCUGGGGAAAGGGCAGACCGGUCUGGUGAAGCUGGGCGUACACUGCAUCACAGGGCAGAAAGUUGCUAUUAAGAUAGUGAACCGUGAAAAGCUUUCUGAGUCUGUACUGAUGAAGGUGGAACGGGAAAUUGCCAUUCUGAAGCUGAUUGAACACCCUCACGUACUCAAACUUCAUGAUGUCUACGAGAACAAAAAAUACUUGUACCUCGUCUUGGAACAUGUCUCAGGAGGUGAACUUUUCGAUUACUUGGUGAAGAAAGGCCGUCUGACCCCCAAGGAAGCUAGGAAGUUUUUCCGACAAAUUGUCUCGGCUUUGGAUUUCUGCCACAGCUAUUCUAUAUGCCACCGAGACUUGAAACCUGAGAAUUUAUUGCUGGAUGAGAAGAACAACAUUAGGAUUGCAGAUUUCGGCAUGGCCUCCCUGCAGGUCGGAGAUAGCCUGCUGGAAACAAGUUGUGGUUCUCCUCACUAUGCAUGUCCAGAGGUGAUUAAGGGGGAGAAGUACGAUGGACGUCGUGCAGACAUGUGGAGUUGUGGUGUCAUCCUCUUUGCCCUCCUGGUGGGGGCGCUACCCUUUGAUGAUGACAACCUACGGCAGCUUUUGGAAAAAGUGAAACGUGGGAUUUUUCACAUGCCCCAUUUCAUUCCGCCAGACUGUCAGAAUCUCCUGCGGGGCAUGAUUGAGGUGGAGCCAGAGAAACGCCUCAGUCUGGAACAGAUUCAGAAACAUCCAUGGUUCUUGGGAGGGAAGAAUGAACCAGAACCAGAACAACCGAUCCCUCGGAAGGUAGCAAUUCGACGGAUUCAGUCAGUCAGUGAACUGGACCCUGAUGUGUUGGAUAGCAUGCACUCGUUGGGAUGUUUCCGUGAUAAGAACAAGCUAAAGCAAGAGUUGCAAAAUGAAGGAGAAAAUCAGGAGAAAAUGAUUUAUUACCUUCUGCUUGACCGCAAAGAGAGAUAUCCCAGCUGUGAGGAUGAGGACCUGCCUCCACGCAAUGAUGUUGACCCUCCUCGGAAGCGAGUUGACUCCCCUAUGCUGAACCGACAUGGCAAACGCCGACCUGAGCGGAAGUCCAUGGAAGUCUUGAGUGUCACAGAUGGUGGUUCUCCAGUCCCAGCCCGACGGGCUAUAGAGAUGGCACAACAUAGUCAGAGGUCUCGAUCUGUAAGUGGUGCCUCCACUGGCUUAUCUUCUAGUCCCCUCAGUAGCCCCAGGAGCCCCAUCUUCAGCUUCUCUCUCCCAUCACCUCCCCCUGCCCCUGUGAAGACUCAGACGCUUCCUGCCAAGGGCAGCCCAGCGAGGGAGGGGGCCCUCCAGAGUCGAUGUUCCACCCCCUUCCCUCUGCCUCCCAACUCUCCACCCCCUCACCCACCCUCCUCUCCCCAUUGCUUUUUCCCCUCUACUAAACCCCCACCCAAAUCUGUGCUGCAGGUCACUCCCCACCCCUCCCCUCGGGGAAGCCCCCUCCCCACUCCGCUCGGCACUCCUGUGCACACGCCUAAAGAGAGCCCCAGCGGCACUCCGUGCGGGACGCCCCCGAGCAGUCCUGGUGUGGCCGGCGUGGCAUGGAAAACCCGCUUGAACUCUAUCAAGAACAGCUUCCUUGGUUCUCCACGCUUCCAUCGUCGGAAACUGCAAGUUCCCACGCCAGAAGAAAUGUCUAGUCUUACACCAGAAUCAUCCCCAGAGCUUGCCAAGAAAUCCUGGUUUGGAAAUUUUAUCAACUUAGACAAAGAAGAACAAAUUUUUGUGGUCAUCAAAGACAAACCCCUGAGUUCCAUCAAGGCUGAUAUUGUACACGCCUUCCUCUCAAUCCCCAGCCUGAGUCACAGCGUUAUAUCCCAAACAAGCUUUCGGGCCGAAUAUAAAUCAUCGGGUGGCCCCUCCGUCUUCCAAAAACCUGUCAAGUUCCAAGUUGACAUCAGCUACUCUGAGGUGGGAGAGGCACACAAGGACAGUGGGAUCUACUCAGUCACUUUCACUCUCAUCUCAGGUCCCAGCCGUCGGUUUAAGCGGGUUGUGGAAACGAUUCAGGCACAACUACUCAGCACACAUGACCAGCCUUCUGUGCAAGCCCUUGCAGACGAAAAGAAUGGGCAACAGCUCCGUUUCCCAGGCACCCCAACCCGCAGCUGCCAGCCAUCUCGCCGCUCUGAAUCAGACAUCCCAACCGAACAACAUCGACAUGGGUCCAAGGACAAGAAGCUUGUCUCCUCUAACGGGACUCAAGUCCAGCAACCACAAACUCCGUCCCCACAGCAGCCAUGACAUAUGGAGCAGGAGAGCAGUACGUGGGUGGCUGGGGGGGAAAAAGCAGCUGAAAGAAGCCACCUCCAGCCCCCUGGAAAUAGCUAAAGCCACCCAUAAUGGACAGGAGGAGCCAACCAGCCCCAUGGAUGGGUCAAGGCCCACCAGGGACGCAAGGGACAGGGUGGGAAGAUGGAGAUUGGUCCAGAUUUAAUGACCCCAACUCACCCUGGGGCAAAAAGGGGCCAUGUUGGGAGAGGCCCAUACUGUGAACUUGUAAAUAGCUAACGAAGAACAGAAAACAGAACAAAUCCACAAAAGAACAAGAGGUGGGCGGGAAAACACAACAUGGAACCGAAAACAAAGACAAUGGACUGAAGGGGGAAAAAAGGAAAACACACAUGAGGAGAGAAACCGGGCAGGAGCCGGUGGGA
Molecule: messenger RNA, 3067 nt
Organism: Ahaetulla prasina
Lineage: Eukaryota; Metazoa; Chordata; Lepidosauria; Squamata; Colubridae
Gene: BRSK1
Product: BR serine/threonine kinase 1
Exons: 19
Coding region: 288-2654 (788 amino acids)
Biological process (GO): protein phosphorylation; intracellular signal transduction; microtubule cytoskeleton organization
Cellular component (GO): cytoplasm
Molecular function (GO): tau-protein kinase activity; ATP binding; protein serine/threonine kinase activity
Source: RefSeq, a predicted model, not a curated record